Messenger RNA from Protopolystoma xenopodis, 714 nucleotides. The record is from the annotation of a GenBank genome assembly. Lineage: Eukaryota; Metazoa; Platyhelminthes; Monogenea; Polystomatidea; Polystomatidae.
AUGUGUCUCUCAAAUCCAGCGCUCUCACUUCCCCUAUAUCUGAGUUCUAUUUUUUUACUUGGCUGCGUUCUGAGUUCGCCUAUUCCAUCUCAACUUUCUGCCUGGACUAAAUGGAAUCGCUACACUUCAGGAUUAUUUGACUUUUUCAUCAAAGAUGGAUAUGAUCUAUCAGAUAGUGUUGCUAUGCCCCAAGAAACAUUAAAAAAGGUGCCUUCUGCCACAGUGACUGAUACCUCAAUAUUCUCCGCUGUCAUUCCUCCCUCAGCAACAGCCUUUAAAAGCAUUCAAUCAAAUUCGCCUUCACCAAUUCUUGCGGAAUUCCGAAAACGAGGAAUUUUAAUCUUUCUCCUACUUUUUGCACUUCUUUCGGGUUUCAGUCUGUUUUGUCUACGGUCUAGAUCGCCUUGGCGGCACCAGAAUAAACGGGAAGUAGCAAAUAAUUGUCAGGUGCCAUCAGAUGCAGUGCUACUGCUUUUGUCUGAAAAACCUCCAGAUUCUUCAGUAAUCAGAAAGCCGGUCAAGGAGUCUUACUGUUCAAAGGUUGAAACAAUAACUUUUGAAACACGACAAAGCUCAGGCACCCCAAGAAACGUGCACAGAGAGAUUCAUAAUACUUAUUGCCACCCAUCUCCGACGUUGACCUUACGACAAGGAAAUUAUCUAGUCCAGUCAAGCACCGAAAUACAAUACAUGAAGCAGUUUGAAAUGGGGUAA